Molecule: messenger RNA, 429 nt
Organism: Rhizophagus irregularis DAOM 181602=DAOM 197198
Lineage: Eukaryota; Fungi; Glomeromycota; Glomeromycetes; Glomerales; Glomeraceae
Source: RefSeq, a predicted model, not a curated record
CAUUUUAUUCCUGAUGGAAAAAAACGCGGGUCAUACCAAAAAAUUAAUCAGAUACUUAUUCGUUGUUAUUACCGUCUCGGAGAAUUGCUAUUUAGCGACAAUAAUGGAGAAAAUGCUCCGAAAAAAGUUACUGAUCUCCAACAUCGAAAAGCGAAAAAUAUUUAUGAACUAUAUAAUAAAAUGCUGUUAAUAUACAAUGACAACAACAAUGAUAACAAACUUCCAUUAUAUAUGAUUAAGGAGAUUAAAUCUCGGUAUGCCGCUACUAUAUUUGCAUUAAGUAACGAUGAUGUUGAAUAUUUGAUUAGAACCAUUAGAGCCAUUAAAUCCGAUCCCAACAAAGAAGGUGAUAAAUCCAAUCCUGAUGCCAAAAAAAAAGGUAAACACAAAUCCAAAAAACAAGUUCCGGAAGUAGUUAUUCUUGAAUAA